This is a messenger RNA of Racocetra persica, 175 nucleotides long. NCBI's taxonomy places the organism in Eukaryota, Fungi, Glomeromycota, Glomeromycetes, Diversisporales, Gigasporaceae. The record is from the annotation of a GenBank genome assembly.
AAAAAGAAAUAAAAGGAAAAAAACAAGACAAAAAGGAAAGACAAGACAAUAAGAAAAAACAAGACAAUAGAAAAAGAGAAAAUAGCAAGAAAAAACAAGACAAAAGGAAAAAGAAUAAUGAAAGAAGAAAGAAAACAAAAGGGAAAAAAGAAAAAAUAAAUGAAAUAAAGAAAGG